This is a messenger RNA of Chinchilla lanigera (long-tailed chinchilla), 1309 nucleotides long. It is a transcript of the gene Myf6, whose product is annotated as myogenic factor 6 (herculin). The record is from RefSeq and is a predicted model, not a curated record. Gene Ontology annotation, molecular function: RNA polymerase II cis-regulatory region sequence-specific DNA binding; DNA-binding transcription factor activity, RNA polymerase II-specific; protein dimerization activity. Lineage: Eukaryota; Metazoa; Chordata; Mammalia; Rodentia; Chinchillidae. Bases 70 to 798 code for a protein of 242 amino acids. Gene Ontology annotation, biological process: regulation of transcription by RNA polymerase II; positive regulation of myoblast differentiation; muscle organ development. The transcript is spliced from 3 exons.
UGGGUGGUUCCUCUGGGUUUUUGAGUCCAUCACCCAGUUCAGAUCCAGUCAGAGGCCAAGGAGGAGAACAUGAUGAUGGACCUUUUUGAAACUGGCUCCUAUUUCUUCUACUUGGACGGGGAAAAUGUUACUCUGCAGCCCUUAGAAGUGGCAGAGGGCUCUCCUUUGUACCCAGGGAGUGAUGGUACCCUGUCCCCCUGCCAGGACCAAAUACCCCCGGAAGCUGGGAGUGACAGCAGUGGAGAAGAACAUGUACUGGCGCCCCCCGGCCUGCAGCCUCCCCACUGCCCCGGCCAGUGUCUCAUCUGGGCCUGCAAGACCUGUAAGAGAAAAUCUGCCCCCACUGACCGGCGGAAAGCCGCCACCCUUCGCGAGAGGAGAAGGCUAAAGAAAAUCAACGAGGCCUUUGAGGCACUGAAGCGGAGGACCGUGGCAAACCCCAGCCAGAGGCUGCCCAAGGUGGAGAUUCUGCGCAGCGCCAUCAGCUACAUUGAACGACUGCAGGACCUGCUGCACCGGCUGGACCAGCAGGAGAAAAUGCAGGAGCUGGGGGUGGACCCCUUCAGCUACAGACCCAAGCAAGAAACUCUCGAGGGUGCGGAUUUCCUGCGCACCUGCAGCUCCCAGUGGCCAAGUGUUUCGGAUCAUUCCAGGGGGCUGGUGAUAACUGCUAAGGAAGGCGGAGCAAGCAUUGAUUCGUCCGCCUCGAGCAGCCUUCGAUGCCUUUCUUCCAUCGUGGACAGUAUUUCCUCCGAGGAGCGCAAACUCCCGGGCGUGGAGGAGGUGGUGGAGAAGUAACCGCUGCCGCAGAGCGCUUGGACCUUUCCGCCCAGGGGCAGGAAGACCCCUCCGCCUCAUCGUGUAGAUUAGAUCACGUUGCAUUAAUAUUUAGGAACUCAGAUUUCAGCGUUUUUGAAAGGGACAGAGAGACCUAUUCUCAAAGAAACUGUUGUGCAGAUUCAAACGAAAAAGGCCUUUGGCUUCGGGCUUUUGUUCUUUGGAACCUGGAGUGGCUUAGGUCUAGCACCCUUAUUUUUGUUGUUACUGGCUUUGUUAUGUAUUCGCUUUUGUUACAGUGAUUCUUUUGUGCCAAUACAAAAGAAGUUCAUUCCUGUCGAAAUGGAAAUGUUUAAUUUUAGUGGUACUUAAAUGUAUUUUUGUAAAUAACCUUAGUACUUUCUUUUUUAUGUAAACCUAAGAAAUAUAUUUUAAACGUGGAAUGAUGAAUUGUAUAUAAAAUGUGUGAGGAUCCCGGUAUUGUAAUAUUAAAAAAUAAGUUUCUAUAUGAAUAAAGUUGGUUUAAAUUUGA